CCAGGAACUGCAGUUUUACCUCGACUCCCACGCGUUGCACACGUGAGAUAUCUUAGUCGAAUCUCCGAUCGAUCGUUCGUCCCCAUUCUGUUCCAACGAUCAACGAUUCGUCUCGUGAGAUCUUGAGCUCUAUCUCAAAACCGAAUCGUAGAAUGACGUUGCUGCCACCGACGCCGGAACAACAGAAACGGAUAGACGCGGAGCUGGCACCGGAUCCCGAAACGAGGAAGCGAGACGUCGCGGCUUUAAGGGAGUGGCUGGCGAAGCAACCUCAUCUGCCUGAUCAUAUUGAUGACGCACGGCUCGAGAGAUUUCUGUUUGGUUGCAAGAACAGCAUCGAGCGAUGCAAAUCAAUUCUGGAGCGAUACUUCACCGUUCGCACCGCGAUUCCGGAAUUCUUCGCUCUGCGAGAUCCUUUCGCGCGGGAGGUCCAAGAAUGCUACCAAGCGACUCAUUAUUUCGUUCUGCCGUCGUUAACGGAGGAGGGACACCGCGUGAGCGUGUUGCGGUUGAGAGACGCGGCGAUAGACAAGUUCUCCAUUCAAGCCAUCUCUAGAAAGAUUCUCAUGGUCCUGGAUACUCGUCUAAUGGAAGAACGCUGCUUGUCCAACGUGAUGGUGAUCGAUCUCGAGGGAUUCAGCGUGGGUCACUUUACGAAAUGCAGCCCGACGCAGAACAUCGUUCGCAAAUCGAUGCUGGCGGUGCAAGACGGUAUGCCUUUCCGUCUUCACAAAGUACACUUUCUCCACGCCCCUGCGUUCAUAGAAAGCAUCCUGAAGAUAAUCUAUCCUCUGCUGAAGGAUCGGCUCGUGGAGAAGUUUCGUGUUCACACCGGCGGCGGUGAAGAGCUGCACGCUUACAUGGACAAAAAUAUCUUGCCGAACGAAUGGGGUGGCAAGGCAGGCUCGUUCGAUGAAUUAAACGACGCAUGGCAGAAGAAGAUCGAGAGGAACAAGGAUUGGUUCCUGCGCGAGGAGAAACUCAGUCGGACCAACGAAAGCGCCAGACUUCCAAACGCUAGGUCUAAGCUGUUGACGGAACUGGACGGACUGCAGGGUUCUUUCAGGCAAUUGAACAUCGAUUAGAAUUAAUUCGCAAGGUGGACACGAAUCUCCGUCCCGACGGAUGUUUUCUCAAGAUCUCGCGCAGCGGGUUAAAUACAAAAGUGGUCUAUUUUUUACAGCUCUGACUCAUACGCCCGUUACCAUUUCCACGUCAAUUGCGACGCUAUCGGUUCUCUCAUUCAAAUCGCUUUUACCAAUGUUUCGAAUCUGAUCAACGAUCUGAUCGCAGCCCCGAUUAAUAAUAAACGGAAGAAGAUUUUAAGA
Molecule: messenger RNA, 1328 nt
Organism: Ceratina calcarata
Lineage: Eukaryota; Metazoa; Arthropoda; Insecta; Hymenoptera; Apidae
Product: alpha-tocopherol transfer protein-like
Exons: 7
Coding region: 153-1085 (310 amino acids)
Cellular component (GO): membrane
Molecular function (GO): phosphatidylinositol bisphosphate binding
Source: RefSeq, a predicted model, not a curated record